CAAAAAAAAGAAAGUAUUUCCCAAAGAAGAAUCGGGAGAAGUGUCCGAUGGAGAAAGACACGGCGACGGCGGCGACGGCGACAGCGGCGGCGAGGGUGUGCCGGCGGUGCAAGGCGAAGUACUCCCCGUCGGACAACACGCCGCGGUCCUGCAGGUUCCACCCCUCCUUCUUCGUCUGCCGCCGCCACGACGACCAGAAGAGGUACUACGAGCUCAAAGACGGCGAUCCUCCGUACGCCGCCAAGUUCUACGACUGCUGCGGCGCCGAGGACCCCGACGCCGCCGGCUGCGCCACCGGAUUCCACCUCUCCUACGACGACCCCGAGUAAAGAAAGAGCCAACCAACAGUCGAGUACGCUUGCUUUGUUCCUCUCCUCUGAAGCGAACCCAGUGUUCUGUUACUUUGUACAGUCAGUAGAGCAAACACCCACCUGAAUUGUGUGUAUAAAUCAGGGUUCAGAAUAAAAAUCCUAUCCUGUAAUACCAGUGUUGAGAAUAAAAUCGUCAGAAUGAAUUA
This is a messenger RNA of Triticum aestivum (bread wheat), 517 nucleotides long. RefSeq lists its product as uncharacterized. Bases 48 to 329 code for a protein of 93 amino acids. The record is from RefSeq and is a predicted model, not a curated record. The transcript has 2 exons. Lineage: Eukaryota; Viridiplantae; Streptophyta; Magnoliopsida; Poales; Poaceae.